AUGGGCACGAACACACGGAGGGUGGAAGGGAAGAGCUGGUUUUUGCUGAGGAAGGUCAUCUCGGCUGUCUACAAGGCCUGGCUGUGCUCCGAGUAUUUCAACGUGACCCAACACCAGUGCCGACACCGGAUCCCAUGCAAGCAAUACUGCCUGGAGGUGCAGACCAGGUGCCCGUUUGUGUUACCGGACAAUGACGAGCUGAUCUAUGGAGGUUUGCCUGGCUUCAUCUGUACGGGGCUGCUGGAGAACCAGCUGCCUGACGAGGAGGCCAAGUGCUGCGAGGUGCAAUGGGACUCCUGCGACCACCCCCCAGACAGCAACGACAACACAUCCCCCAAAUCCACAGCGUCAGAGUCACUCCAUUUCCACCGCCACGACCCCCACCUCCAUCACCAGCGGCAGAACCACUACCACCUCUACCACCACCACCACCAGUAUCACCAGCCCCACUCCCCAUCCUUGCUGCCAGUCUCCGCAGGGUCUCGCCUCGGCAGCAGCCGGAUCAGACUGUGCGUGCUGGUCCUGAUGCUUCUCCACACCAUGGUGUCCUUCUCGAGCGUGCACGGCGGCAGCGGGGCAGCCGGCGGAGGGCUCAGCCUGGAGGCCCUGCCCGCCCUGGAGGAGAGCGUGGCACGGGACGAGUGAUGCGGAGGAGAAAGCCGACCUCCAAGAAGAACGCCAGAUCUUUUUCCACUAAGGGGGGCACAUGCUAUUCCUCCAAUGGGAGGCACGGGAUUGGGGGUGACGCACACACACACACCCCCGCACAUACCCCCAAGAGCUGCUCGCCGCGGGGCAUCCCCGUGAUGAAGAGUCUCUAAUGCGCACAGGGCUGCGGGACUCGGCUUUGAGAAG
Pygoscelis adeliae (Adelie penguin) is the source of this 855-nucleotide messenger RNA. It is a transcript of the gene NALF2, whose product is annotated as family with sequence similarity 155, member B. The coding region runs from base 1 to 645 and encodes 214 amino acids. Gene Ontology annotation, cellular component: plasma membrane. Gene Ontology annotation, biological process: calcium ion import across plasma membrane. The record is from RefSeq and is a predicted model, not a curated record. The transcript has 3 exons. Gene Ontology annotation, molecular function: stretch-activated, monoatomic cation-selective, calcium channel activity. NCBI's taxonomy places the organism in Eukaryota, Metazoa, Chordata, Aves, Sphenisciformes, Spheniscidae.